ACUCAGCUCGGUAUCCAUCAGACAAAGAUGGCUCUGCAGUGAAAAACUAAAGGUUGGCGGGAAUACAGUAAUGGAACCGUUUUUUCCCAGAAGCAGGACUCCGUAAGGUACGUCGGGUCUUUGUUGAAGUGCAAAUAAUGAGACAGCGCUAGGGGAAACAGACCGUUAUCGCCAGCUGGGUUACUUGACUAAAUGGUAAAUGUUUCCAGGGCGUCCAGGGAGACGGCGUCAUCUUCCACUUCCAAGCCCUUUGUGAAAAAAAGGCUUCAGUGGAAUUUUAAAGGCCCCAGUAAAUGAUCUCUGCUUUAGCGGCCCUGGAGUCAUUUCUGCGAGUGGAAAGAUCUCUUCAUAUUUGAAAACCACUUUCGGAGACCGGCCCCGCCCAACGCUUUUACAAGUUUGGAAGGGAAGGAAGUCUGCAAACUCUCCUCCUCAGCCCCCCCGACGAGAGGAAACGGGGCAGCGGGAAGGGGGGGCUGCCCUUUCGAGGAACGCUCGACCCGAACGAAGCCCCCGGGGAGAAAUCUUGGCUGGGAAAGGAAAUCCACGGGGUUUGCAAUCGAGACAGCUGGGAGUCGGUGCGCCCCCGUCGGCGCAAACCUCGUCUCCUGCUCGGGGCGCGCGGAGAGACGCUUGACACGUAGGGUGGGUGGCGGCCAUGGCCGAGGCCGCGGCCCCCGGACCGGCUCUCUGGGGGGCCGUGGCGGCGGGGCCGCCCGCCUUCCUGCUGGGCUUCCUCGUGGGCUGGUUGGUUAAGCCCUCCGAAGACACUGCCGCGCUGUCCGAUCUAAACGUACGGUGGGAUCUGAUUUCUCAAAUGAAGGCCGAGAACAUAAAGCACUUUCUCCGUUCCUUUACGAAGUUCCCUCACCCGGCAGGAACAGAACAGAACUUGCGACUCGCAAGGCAAAUCCAGGCCCAGUGGAAGGAAUUCGGCUUGGACUCGGCCGAGCUGGUCGCCUACGAUGUCCUCCUGUCCUUUCCCAACGGGAGCAAUCCCAAUUACAUUUCGGUCGUGGAGGAGCACGGGGCUGAGAUUUUAAACACCUCGUUCUUUGAACUGCCUCCAGAAGGAUACAGAAACGUCUCCGAGUUGGUGCCUCCGUAUAACGCUUUCUCCGCCCGAGGCACGCCUGAGGGAGAUCUCAUAUACGUGAACUACGCUCGGACUGAGGACUUUUUCAAACUAGAGCGGGAGAUGAAUAUCAACUGCACCGGCAAGAUUGUUAUUGCUCGAUAUGGAAAAAUCUUCAGAGGGAACAAAGUGAAGAACGCCAUGCAGGCUGGAGCCUCGGGGCUCAUCCUGUUCUCGGACCCGGCUGACUACAGCGCGCCCGGCGUGGAACCUUACCCGAAGGGCUGGAACCUCCCCGGAGAUGCCGCCCAAAGGGGGAACGUGCUGAAUCUCAACGGGGCCGGUGACCCCCUCACGCCAGGAUAUCCCGCCAAAGAAUACACCUUCAGGCACGAGGUCGGCGAGGGUGUCGGAAUCCCCAAAAUUCCUGUUCAUCCCAUCGGAUUUCACGAUGCAGCAAAGUUAUUACGCAACAUGGGCGGGCCUCCUCCACCGGACAGUGGCUGGAAGGGAAACCUGAAUGUGUCCUAUAACAUUGGGCCUGGCUUUGUGGGCGAAGAUUCUUCUCGAAAGGUGAGAAUGCAUGUCCACAACUACAAUAAAAUAACGAGGAUUUACAAUGUGAUUGGAACCAUCAGAGGUGCAGUGGAACCAGACAGGUACGUUAUUCUGGGAGGUCACCGAGAUUCCUGGGUAUUUGGCGGCAUCGAUCCGACCACCGGAACAGCCGUUCUCCAAGAGAUCGCCCGGAGCUUCGGGAAGAUGGUGCAAGGAGGCUGGAGACCGAAGCGGACGAUUAUUUUUGCUAGUUGGGAUGCAGAAGAAUUUGGACUCCUGGGUUCCACAGAGUGGGCUGAAGAGAAUGCCAGAAUCCUGCAGGAGCGAAGCGUGGCUUACAUUAAUUCGGAUUCAGCCAUAGAAGGGAACUACACCCUGCGGGUCGACUGCACCCCCCUUCUCUACCGGCUGGUGUAUCAGCUGACCAGAGAGGUGCCCAGUCCUGAUGAUGGCUACAAAGGCAAGUCCCUUUAUGAGAGCUGGCUGCGAAAGGACCCGUCCCCCGAGGGGAAGGAAGUGCCCAGAAUCAACAAGCUGGGAUCUGGAAGCGAUUUUGAAGCGUAUUUCCAGAGGCUCGGAAUUGCUUCCGCUAGAGUCCGUUACACCAAGAAUAGGAAAACGGACAAGUUCAGCAACUAUCCGGUCUAUCACACCAUCUACGAGACGUUUGAGAUCGUAGAGCAGUUUUACGAUCCCACAUUCGCGAAGCACCUCGCCGUCUCCAAAGUACGGGGCGGGCUAGUGUAUGAACUUGCAGACUCGAAGGUGAUCCCUUUCGACUGUCAAGACUACGCGGGGGCUUUAGCGAACUAUGCCUCCGGGAUCUAUAAUCUGUCCAAGAAACAUGAGCCACGAGUUAAGGAAUAUGGAGUGUCGUUCGAGCCCCUGUUUUCUGCCGUGAGAAACUUCUCGCGGGCUGCCACGGAAUUCCACCGAAGAUUGGCGCAGAUAGAUUUGAAUGACAGCCUCGCAGUGAGGAUCGUCAAUGACCAGUUGAUGUUGGUGGAGAGAGCUUUCAUCGAUCCCCUCGGUUUACCCGGGAGGCCGUUCUACCGGCACAUGGUGUUCGCUCCGAGCAGCCACAACAAGUACGCGGGGGAGUCGUUCCCGGGGAUCUUCGACGCCCUCUUUGAUAUCGGGAACCACCCCGACCCCCCGAAGGCCUGGGCCGAAGUCAAGAGGCAGAUCUCCAUCGCGGCCUUCACGGUCCAGGCGGCCGCGGACACCCUGAAGGAGGUGGCGUAGGGAGGGGCCGACGGGUGCCGGGGUUAAGGACGCUUUCGGACGACUGUGGUCAGUAAACCGAAUUUCUGUUUCCGGUG
Ornithorhynchus anatinus (platypus) is the source of this 2955-nucleotide messenger RNA. Its product is annotated as N-acetylated-alpha-linked acidic dipeptidase 2-like. NCBI's taxonomy places the organism in Eukaryota, Metazoa, Chordata, Mammalia, Monotremata, Ornithorhynchidae. The transcript is spliced from 22 exons. The coding region runs from base 659 to 2878 and encodes 739 amino acids. Gene Ontology annotation, molecular function: carboxypeptidase activity. The record is from RefSeq and is a predicted model, not a curated record.